CAACGGCGAUAUUCGUAAUGAACCUCAACGCCGAGAGGUUCAAAGAAGAGUGUCCGGAGGCGGUCGCAGCCAUAAGAAACAAACACUAUAUGGACGACUACAUAGACAGCUUCGAGACAUUAGAAAAGGCUAAGGAAAUCGCCAAACAAGUCCGAAGAAUCCACAGCGAAGCCCACUUCGAACUCAAGAAAUGGGCCUCGAACUCGCCCGAACUAUUGAAGGCCCUGGGCGAGAAGUCAAGCAGCGAAACAGUCAACAUUCAAGACAAGCACGAGAGAGUCCUCGGGUUAAUCUGGCGUCCAAAAGAAGAUCAAUUGGCCUUCGAUCUGCGCCUCGUCGACGUCCCACCGAGCCUGCUGCAAGACGAAGUUCCUACGAAACGUCAAGCCUUAAAGAUUGUUAUGUCGGUUUUUGAUCCCUUAGGACUCCUCUCUCCGCUGACAAUCAAGCCGAAGCAGCUGCUGCAGGAAGUCUGGAGACGCGGAACGCCGUGGGACGACCGACUCGACGCAGACAUAGCCGCCAGUUGGAGCAGAUGCGUCUUCACAGACGCCAGUGAAUCGGCGUAUGCAGCGGUCCUGUACUGGCGCACCGUGGACAGCGACGGGACAACUGCGGUGACACUACUCACUGCGAAGGCGAAAAUGGCACCACUCAAGCUGCUUUCGAUCCCGCGAAUGGAGCUGCAAGCCGCGGUUCUCGGGACACGGAUGGCGAUGGCAGAAAAUGAACACCAACGCAAGCCGGACUCGACCACGUUCUGGACGGACAGCCGAACAACUCUGUGCUGGAUCCGCACGGGUGCUCGAGCCUUCAAGCCAUACGUCGCGCACCGCAUCGCAGCCAUUGAAGAGGGCAGCAGAGUUCCGGAGUGGAGAUGGGUGCCUACGAAGUGGAACGUGGCCGACGACGCAACACGCGGCACGCCAGCAGACUUCGGCGCCGAGCAUCGUUGGUUCCACGGUCCUGAUUUCCUGCGCGAAAAACCCGAAGCCUGGCCAAUAGAAAAGGACCCUCAGCCCGCGCACACUACGGGCGAGGAAAGGAGCCACGCCGUAUUCGCCAUCGCUCAAAAACAACACUUGAGCGAUGCCAUACCGGACGUGCAACGCUUCUCAUCGUGGCUGCGUUAUCUGCGAGCGACAGCAAGAGUUCUACAAGCCAUCCAGAUACUACGCCAGCGGACGCAGAGAAUACACUACAAAAGAACGAAGAAACGUCCCAGCCAAGAUCCGGAUUGGAAAAACAACAAGGCGAGCGACGCAAAGCAACCCAAACCCGCUGUGAGCAAGAGGAGCGACUUCGUGAUAUUGCCCGCCGAGCUACAGCAUCGCGCCGAGACGCUAAUCAUAAGAGCGUCGCAAGAAGAAACCUUCGAAGCCGAGUUGCGUGCACUAACAAACGGCACGCAACUACCCCGAGACAGCCGGCUCUAUCCCCUCAGCACUCACAUAUCUGAGGGGAUCAUAAGGCUCAAGAGUCGAAUCACCGCCGCCAUCGGAGUCUCAGAGGAUAUGAAGAAUCCGCCGAUAGUGGACGGCGGACACCUCGCAACUAAGCUGUGGAUAAAACACAUUCACGAGCUAUUGCAUCACGCCGGCACCGAAAGUACGGUAAAUCAAUGCCGACAAUACCGUUGGGUUAUACGACUGCGACCCACGGUGAAAGAAAUCGUCUCAAGAUGCCUGAAGUGCCGAAUGAAGACGGUCAACCCGCCGCAGCCGAUCACCGGAGACCUGCCGCCCUGCAGAUUGGCACACCACCAGAGACCGUUCACCUACACCGGUCUCGACUACUUCGGCCCGCUGACAAUAACCGUCGGCAGGGCGCACCAGAAGCGAUACGUGGCGCUCUUCACGUGCCUCACCGUUCGAGCAGUGCAUUUGGAGAUCGUGCAUUCUCUGAGCACGGACUCCGCCAUCAUGGCGUUGAGACGAAUGAUCGCACGCCGCGGAUGCCCCGCGGAGAUAUGGAGUGACAACGCGACGAACUUCCACGGCGCAGAAAAGGAGCUGCGACACAUGCUGCAGGACGGCGCGGAACGAGAGGCAUCAAGAAGAGCCAUACGAUGGCGCUUCAUCCCUCCAGGAGCGCCAUUCAUGGGAGGCGCCUGGGAGAGACUUGUGCGAUCCGUAAAGACCGCACUCACCGUGGUCUUACGAGAAAAGCACCCAAGAGAAGAAACACUCAGCACGCUGCUCGCCGAGGUCGAGAACACCGUGAACAGCCGCCCGCUGACACACGUCUCGGUCAGCCCUGAAGACCCGGAAGCUCUGACACCCAACCACUUCUUGUUGGGUUGCCAGGGACCGAUCGCCACACCGGGAUUCUCCGAGGACUACGGCUACGGGUCAAACAUCAAUCUACGCGCAGCGCAACAGUUAGCCAACGAAUUCUGGGCGCGAUGGCUAAAAGAAUAUUUACCGGAGCUGCGAAACCGGCGGGAGCCGCAUGGAAGAGGACCGACGCUUCACACAGGCGACCUGGUGCGGAUCGUCGACGGCAACUUACCAAGGAACGCGUGGGUACGAGGCAAGAUCAUCGCGACUCACCCGGGACCGGACGGCAUCGUGCGCACCGUGGACAUCGCAACGAGAGGCGGAGUCCUACGAAGACCGACGAAAAGGUCAUAGUAAUCCUGCCGGCCUGCGAAACAGCGACCUGCACCCGUCAAGGAGAUGUAUCGCCCCCAGCAGGCGAUACACGGCGGGAGGAUGUGCAGGAUGAUUAAACAUUCAGCGAAAAUUAAAAAUGCAGGGUGACCGAUAUACGCAGGCGAAGAAAACAAGAGAGAGGGAAAUGUCUUCCGUCUCGACCACACACACAAGAAGCGAGAGGGCAACAUCUUCCGUCUCGACCACACACACACGGAGCGAGAGAGAAACAUCUUCCGUCUCGCUCACACACGCCGCCUACGUGAAGGCGCCGCCCGCGCGCUCUGAUUGGCCGAGCCGCGCCCACGCAUGCAGCGCUCCGACUCCGAGGUGCGGGACUCAAGAGCUCGAUAUAAAUGAGCGAAUUCACCCCGACCAGUGCAGUUAGUUCGAGAUCGCCGACAAGACAGCAAGUUCAGAAAAGGAAAAGGAAAACUCAAGAAAGUGAACAAUUCAAGAUAGUGAAGAAUUCAAGAUAGUGAAGAAUUCAAGAUAGUGUGAACGCCGCCGCGUUAUUCGAGUUUUACCUGUAAACUUGGAUGAUUCAAUAAAGCUUUGAUUUUUAAUCUAA
This is a messenger RNA of Manduca sexta (tobacco hornworm), 3225 nucleotides long. RefSeq lists its product as uncharacterized. Gene Ontology annotation, molecular function: nucleic acid binding. Gene Ontology annotation, biological process: DNA integration. NCBI's taxonomy places the organism in Eukaryota, Metazoa, Arthropoda, Insecta, Lepidoptera, Sphingidae. The record is from RefSeq and is a predicted model, not a curated record.